UUUCCAUUCCAGCUCGCGUGCUCCAAGCAGCAAGCGUCGUUGAGACGAUGCCCAUGGCAAGAAGAAGAAGAGGCACGGCGCUGGCGGCGCUCCUCGUUCUCGCUGCCUCCGCCGCGCUGUCCGUUCUCCCGGCGUGCCUCGCCGUGACGUCGCCGUACGUGCGCCCGGCGCCGAGGGCGACGCUGUCCCUGCUGCGCAAGGACGACGACGCCGACGGCCCGACGCCGCAGCAGGUGCAUAUAUCAGUGGUAGGGCCUGACAAGAUGAGGGUGGCAUGGAUCACCGACGACGACGCGCCGGCGAUCGUCGAGUAUGGCACGACGUCAGGCCAGUACCCUUUCUCCGCAACCGGAAACACGACGACCUACUCCUACGUCCUCUACAAAUCCGGGAAGAUCCACGACGCCGUCAUCGGCCCACUGCAGCCUAGCACGACCUACUACUACCGGUGCAGCUCCAACCCGUCACGCGAGUUCUCCUUCCGGACGCCGCCGGCCACACUCCCCUUCAAGUUCGUCAUCGUCGGUGACCUUGGCCAAACGGGAUGGACGGAUUCGACACUGAAGCACAUCGCGGCGGCCGACUACGACGUGCUCCUACUUCCCGGCGACCUGUCGUACGCCGACUCCAUCCAGCCACGGUGGGACUCGUACGGCCGCGUCGUGGAGCCUUUGGCGAGCGCGCGGCCAUGGAUGGUGACCCAGGGCAACCACGAGGUCGAGAAGCUCCCCCUCGUCGAGCCGACGCCCUUCAAGGCAUACAACGCGCGGUGGCGCAUGCCGUUCGACGCCGGCGCCACGCCGUCGGGCGGCAACCUCUACUACUCCUUCGACGUCGCCGGCGGCGCCGUGCACGUCAUCAUGCUGGGCUCCUACACCGACUACGCCGCGGGCAGCGCGCAGUACGAGUGGCUCCAGCGCUAUCUGGCGGCGGUCGGCCGCCGCGGCGGCACGGCGGCCUUCGUGGUGGCGCUGGUGCACGCGCCGUGGUACAGCAGCAACGAGGCGCACCGGGGGGACGGCGACGCCAUGCGCGCCGCCAUGGAGGAGCUUCUGUACGGCGGGCGCGUGGACGCCGUGUUCGCUGGGCACGUGCACGCGUACGAGAGGUUCGCGCGCGUGUACGGCGGGGAGGAGGACCCCUGCGCGCCGGUGUACGUCACCAUCGGCGACGGCGGCAACCGGGAGGGGCUGGCGGGGAAGUACGCGGACCCGCAGCCAGCGAUCUCGGCGUUCCGGGAGGCGAGCUUCGGGCACGGGCGGCUGGAAGUGGUGAAUGCCACGCACGCGCUGUGGGCAUGGCACCGCAACGACGACGACGAGGCGGUGCUCGCCGACCAGGUGUGGAUCACCAGCCUCGCCGCCAACCCGGCUUGCCAUCGAAGCAAGAACUAAUUACUGUAAUGCAUACAGUCUCGGUACCAAAUUAAUAGUCGAUUGAAUAUGCAACGGAAGAAGAUGAUUUUUAUACCAA
Setaria italica (foxtail millet) is the source of this 1473-nucleotide messenger RNA. Its product is annotated as probable purple acid phosphatase 20. Lineage: Eukaryota; Viridiplantae; Streptophyta; Magnoliopsida; Poales; Poaceae. The transcript has 3 exons. The record is from RefSeq and is a predicted model, not a curated record. The coding region runs from base 48 to 1394 and encodes 448 amino acids. Gene Ontology annotation, molecular function: acid phosphatase activity; metal ion binding.